Molecule: messenger RNA, 776 nt
Organism: Hibiscus syriacus
Lineage: Eukaryota; Viridiplantae; Streptophyta; Magnoliopsida; Malvales; Malvaceae
Exons: 3
Coding region: 76-669 (197 amino acids)
Source: RefSeq, a predicted model, not a curated record
CUUCCCCUUGGCCUCUCCUUCCCUAAUUCUCUGUUCAUAUCCAAAGCUUCUUCUUUCCUUUGAAGCCUCAAGGAAAUGGCUGCACAAGUGAGCAGUUCAUUAGUAAGAGUCUUGAGUGGACACAUGGAAGAACAGCAACAGAAUAAGAUUCAUACUGGGAAUUCUGAUAUUUUGAUUACCAAAGAUUUGCUGGGAAAUUUAUCAAAAGCUAAAACAGAUCUUGAAUUUAAGGCAACUGGGAAAGAUGGGAAAGGCAAGAAUCCACUGCCGAAUUUCCUACAAGAUUCAAAGCUUCAAGAUUUGAACUUUCCACCCAUCAAUUUAUUCGAAGAAAUGACGACUUCCCUCGACUUAAAGCUCCAAUCUUGUCCGACCCCAAGCUUGUACCAAAGCGUCUGCACGCUCGACAAGGUCAAACACGCUUUGGAAAGAGCAGAAAAAGGAACCGCGAAGAAACGCUCACCUUCCCCAACCCCGCCGCAGCCGGCGGCGCAGACGACAACAUCGUCUUCUUCAUCAAAGCCGAAAAUGUUUGCAGCUGCAUGUCCCGGUUGCUUGCUCUAUGUAAUAGCUUCCAAUACGAAUCCAAGGUGUCCUCGCUGUGAUUCUUUUGUUCCAUCUUCUCCGCCUAUGAAGAAGCCGAGGCUUGACCUCAAUUCAUCAUUUUAGUCACUGCAAAUAAUUCUGGUUCAUGUAAAUUGAAAAUCAUAGGUUGUUUUAAUUUAGCAUUAGGGGGAACCAAUGAUGAAAUCAAUAUAGAUGUUUUGUUAGUUUAA